AUGUGGUGGGAAUUCUUGGAUCAUGCAACCGUGAGGGCUUCAGCGCAGUCUUCAUCCGAAGUCGGAGCCACCGUUGGAGCUACAGAAGGAGUCAUAGUCGGAGACGUCGAGGUACCUAUUGGCAGCACGAGCUUAGGUAGUUUUGGCGAUACAAAUGCAGGUGACAACAUCAGGGUUGGAUCGUCCUCGGAGGAUUUACCGAAUGAAAUUAAGGGCGACAGCAGCAGUCAAGCAAGCGGUUCGAAGGCCAACUCGGGUGUUCGAGCGGAGGCGGUUGGAAUAUCUGCGCUGAUGAUUCUGGUCAGCUAUGCGAUUUUCUACUAA
Phytophthora nicotianae INRA-310 is the source of this 324-nucleotide messenger RNA. RefSeq lists its product as hypothetical. Bases 1 to 324 code for a protein of 107 amino acids. Lineage: Eukaryota; Oomycota; Peronosporomycetes; Peronosporales; Peronosporaceae. The transcript has a single exon. The record is from RefSeq and is a predicted model, not a curated record.